AUGUACCACCUUUCUACAGUAUAAUCAUAGGCAGCCCAGAAAUGAGACAGAUUUCUGGGCUGCUUCUGUAUAAGCAGAUUUCUGGGCUGCCUAUGGUAUAAUUCACUGGCUGUAUAGAUGGAAAGGAAGGGGGGGGGAUAAUUUAUAGGGCUGGUUCACAAUUGAACUUCAAUUAUGUAGCUUCAAGCCCAAAAAGAAAGCAUGAUCAUUUUAGCUUAGGUACAAACAUUCCACAUAUUCUUAGUAUAUUUGAAAAUCUUAUUUAACAAAAGAAUGCUUGUCAUGACUCAGACACAGACUCUAUGUCCCCCCCCCUUGUCAAUUUCAUGCCAUUUUCUAUUUUACUCUGAACUCUAAAAAACUGGAGUAAAAGGAGAAAUACAUCAUACCACAUUGUUCUGGGAAUUCCCCGGCGUUUUCGGAACUGUCUGCAAUCUUAAGAGUUGCACUGGCACUUUGGAAACAGCAACUGCCUUUGUUAGUGAUUUGCGCACAAUACAGGCAUAAAAAUGACCAAACCUGGCACAGACCCAGUCAAUGAAUUAAAAACUACAAAGAUUACCUCGUUUUUUGGAUUUCCGUGGAAAAAAACGGUAUGCAUAGAGCAUACAAAUAAGAAAUUGAAAAAUGAUGAAAUGGAUAAAUUGGAUGAUUUCAACUGGUCUGCACUGGUUCUAAUCGCGACGGUUGUCGCUAUCAUGGCAUUUAUUUGGGCCCUGGUCGGAGAAGUACGGAAUUGUCCGAAAAGUGGGCGCAUUGAUCUCUCUGGUAUAUCUUCUCGUGAAUGUCAGGAGAGCUUGGGCCAAGUGGAAGUAGCCCACAAAACUACAAAACAGCAGGUCGAAAAGCUCAAUAAGGAUAUUGCCAUACUUAAAGAGGAAAAAGCCAAUUUUUCCAGAAAGCUGGAUGAUACGGAGAAAGAACUGCGUGAGAUUAGAGAGCAGCUGAGGUUGGCUAAGCAGGAGAAAGAUAACUUGGUGCAGGAGAAUUCUCUUUUGAAGACGGAGAAGGAAACGAUCAAGAAGGAUUUGAGCAGUGCACAGUUCACUUUGGGAAACUGCAAGAAUAAAAACAUGGACCACGAAGUGCAAAAUUUGGAACUGCUCCAGGAAAUCGAGAGCCUGAAGAAGGAGCUAAAAGCAUGUUAAUUAUAAUAUAAAAGGCCCAGUUUAUAAGCAAUUUAAAAGUUAAGUGAUGAGAUGAUAAUGAGGCUUGUUGUCGCAUUACCUAUUUUUUGAUGAACUGCAUUUAACUCGACGUGUAAACUAGACCUAAGAAAAAUAAAUGUGACCAAUAAAAAUUUGUGCUUCAUAU
This is a messenger RNA of Dendronephthya gigantea, 1314 nucleotides long. RefSeq names its product protein bicaudal D-like. NCBI's taxonomy places the organism in Eukaryota, Metazoa, Cnidaria, Anthozoa, Malacalcyonacea, Nephtheidae. The coding region runs from base 510 to 1148 and encodes 212 amino acids. The record is from RefSeq and is a predicted model, not a curated record. The transcript is spliced from 2 exons.